AUGAAAGAUGUUUUGUACAACAUGAUAAAACAAGUUAUGAUUUUCACAGACACAGAGAAAAAGGCAUUGGCGCUACAGGAGGCUGGAAUUUUGGAGGAAAAGCUUUCCGAUUUUCUCCAAGAGAAGAAGAAUUAUCUCUUCCUAUUGGACGAUGUAUGGAAUAAAGAAGAUUGGGAUAAAUUGAAAAACUCCUUCCCGGUUCCAUGCAACAAUCAGCAGUGCAGGGUGUUGCUCACAACUCGUGAUGAAGGUGUAGCUCGCCAUGCCGAUCCGAUUGCUCCUAAUCCAUUCAAGCUUCAACUUUUGGAUGAAGAGAAUAGUUUAAAGCUUUUCUCGAAGGUGUUCUCCCGAUCCACAGAUGACACAGAGGCAGUAGCACGUUUCAACAGUCUCAACAAUUAA
This is a messenger RNA of Telopea speciosissima, 402 nucleotides long. RefSeq names its product putative inactive disease susceptibility protein LOV1. Gene Ontology annotation, biological process: defense response. The transcript has a single exon. Gene Ontology annotation, molecular function: ADP binding. NCBI's taxonomy places the organism in Eukaryota, Viridiplantae, Streptophyta, Magnoliopsida, Proteales, Proteaceae. The coding region runs from base 1 to 402 and encodes 133 amino acids. The record is from RefSeq and is a predicted model, not a curated record.